AUGAGAAUUUUUCUCGAAAAUGGCCGAUCCACACUAAUCAUUUCGUUUUUUCUGCUUCUUCUCCCUCAAAUUUCUUUCUCAAUUAAGUGCUAUUUUCAGUCGACUUUUGCCCGGCAUAGUAAUAUCAGUCUUCAAGAAGCUUCAUGCGAAUGCGAAUACUGUGCAAAAGCCGUAUCAAAGGUUGAUAACACCAAAGAGAUCAUUGAAUAUUGGUGCGGAUGUAGACCGGAAUUCACGUGUCGGAGUGACGGUCUCUACCGCUUCAAUAGUAUCUAUGAUGAAUACGCGAUUGCACAUUGUUGUUCAACCGACUUGUGCAAUUCAUCCGCCUCACAAUUUCGCCUUUUCUUUGCCUUACUAUUUUUGUUGUACGUAUUU
Molecule: messenger RNA, 378 nt
Organism: Mesorhabditis belari
Lineage: Eukaryota; Metazoa; Nematoda; Chromadorea; Rhabditida; Rhabditidae
Source: the annotation of a GenBank genome assembly